Molecule: messenger RNA, 2505 nt
Organism: Suillus plorans
Lineage: Eukaryota; Fungi; Basidiomycota; Agaricomycetes; Boletales; Suillaceae
Exons: 4
Coding region: 1-2505 (834 amino acids)
Source: RefSeq, a predicted model, not a curated record
AUGUUCCAUGGGAUACGAGCUGAGCAAGAGGCCCUAGGGCUGGACCCAUGGGCACCCUUCGCGGACGAAGAAGAAUGGGCCCUUGUCAAGUGGUUGAUAUCACGGGUGGGACAGACCGCAAUAGACGAGUUCCUCAAACUACCAAUUGCACAACACAUGCGCACUUCUUUCACCAGCAAAUACACAUUGAUGAAAUCUGUGGAUAAGCUUCCACACGGCACUGAGUGGAAAUUGAAGAGAAUCAACGUCGAGGGGAACUUACUCAGAAAUGGCCAGUGUGAGCGCGAGGAACUCGAGUUGUGGUUGCGCAAUCCUGUCGACUGCAUACGGGAGCUCAUGGCGAAUGCGGAGUUCAAUGGUGUGGUGUCAUACACACCAGAGAGGGUGUUUGCAGAUGUGGAGGGCAAGGUACGACAGUUUGAUGAAAUGUGGACGGGAGACUGGUGGUGGGAGAUGCAGGGAAGAUUGCCUGAAGGGGCUACAGUUGCUCCAGUUAUCCUCGCUUCAGACAAGACCUCACUGUCUCAAUUCCGAGGUGAUCAAGAAGUCUGGCCGGUCUAUUUGACCCUCGGCAAUAUUUCCAAGGACAUCCGUCGUCAGCCCUCCAAACACGCCUCGAUACUCAUUGCCUACCUACCUAUAUCGAAGCUGGAGUGUUUCUCGCGCGACACUCGAUCUCUUGAACGCUAUCGUCUUUUCCACUACUGUAUGACCCAACUUCUCGAGCCACUCGUCAGUGCGGGCAAGGACGGUGUUGACGUGAUUUGCCCUGAUAGCCGUGUCAGGCGGAUGCACCCGAUUCUUGCAGCCUACGUCGCGGAUUUCCCAGAACAAUGCCUGGUAUCGUGUUGUAUGGAAAAUAGAUGCCCCAAAUGUGUCGUCGGACGCAACGACCGUGGUGACAUGAGGCGAUCAGCUCCCCGCGAACGAGACUCAAUUAUGGAGUACCUACGCCAGCACUCGCAGGGUGAAUUGAGCAUUGAACGCUUCGAGGGAGAGUUAGGGCUGCAAGCCAUAUACAAACCUUUCUGGGCCACACUGCCCCACAACGACAUAUUCCUGGGUAUGACUCCUGACAUCCUGCACCAGUUGCACAAGGGGGUCUUCAAGGAUCAUCUCGUUAAUUGGUGUACAGACAUCAUCGGCGAGGAGGCACUCGACACCCAUUUCAAGUUGAUGACUUCAUACGCCGGCCUUCAUCACUUCCACAAGGGUAUUUCGAAGCGGAAGCAGUGGACUGGCGCUGAUUAUAGAGAACUCCAGCGUGUAUUCCUCGGCGUUAUUGCAGGAGCAGUUGAGAACAGGGUGAUAUCAGCAGUACGUGCUGUGUUGGAUUUUAUCUACUAUGCUCAAUACCAAUCGCACACGGAAAAUUCGCUGGCUCGCAUGCAAGCUGCGCUCGCCUCGUUCCAUGCCAACAAGAACGUCUUUAUCGAACUUGAAGUCCGCGAGCACUUCAACAUACCCAAGAUUCAUUCCAUGGUCCACUAUAUCGACUCGAUUCGUUUAUUUGGGAGCGCAGACGGAUUUAAUACCGAGCUUCCAGAAUGUCUUCACAUCGAUCUCGCCAAACGUGCUUACCGUGCAAGCAACUGCCGCGACUACGUCAUUCAGAUGACGACGUGGCUACGUCGGCAAGAGUCACUUUCCAUUAAAGAUGCAUACCUACAUUGGUGGGCUUCUCAACGUCUUAUCGACAAACCGUCGGACUCUGCAGCUGCACUGGAUCUUGUUGAACAAGAUUCGGAUAUCAGCAAAUCAGAUUCCGACGAUGAUAUUCCCGACCACUCGCGCCAGCUUCACAUCAUGCCUCGCCAGAUCCACCGCUUCACAAUGUUGUCUGCCACACGUGGCUACUUUGUCCCCAAGAUCUGCUCAUUCCCCAACAUACCGAUUCAACGUCUCAUCGAAAACCACGGCACCUCUCAGUUCGUUCCUGCGCUUCAAGCAUUCGUAAACGAGCACUUUCCAGGUCAGUUGCAUAGGCAGCUAAAUGCACAGGACCGUGUCGACGUCUUCAAAUAUUUGUCAGUGCUCUCGCCAGCUCGACCCCACAUUACGAACUCCAAGUGUUUUUUCAAGAUACGCGCAUCACCAGUGGUGGCUUCGAGGGAUCCGCGUAAACUGCCAGCACCUGCUCGGUUUGACACCGCGCUUUUCAUCGAAAACCGAGAACUUUACACGGCGAAGGGCAUAUCAGGGCUGCGAGUUGGUGAGGUGAAGGUUGUUUUUAAUCUGCCGUCACGUCUUGGCAAAUUUUCGCAUCCACUUCUGUAUGUUCACUGGUUCAGACCUCUACAGACCUUCGACGAUAAUUUGCAGACCUUCCGACUUGCUCGGUCAUCACGACAGCACGGACCUCAUGCAGCCAUAGUGCCUGCCACAGAAGUCAUUCGUGUGUGUCACGUUAUUCCGCGUUUUAGUCGACAGCACGUUGUUGAUGAGGAGCAGUUCUAUCUUAACAAGUAUAUCGACUUAGAUUUAUUCGAGCGCUUGGUGUUGUAG